GGUUUCCGGGAACAGGUCGGGUAGUGACACCUGGCUCCUGAUGUAAUUAUAAAAUGCUCAUUCUGGGGUAAUGAACAACGAUGAACAUACAAUCAGGUGGUUGUAAACCGAUACAAAUGUGUGUUAUUAUUUUAGUUUAUCUAAAUUUUUCACACUUGAGGAAAAACAUGUCGGAACUGCCUGUAUCAUAUCAAACACGGACCUAGUUUAGGACGGACAAUAACAAGACGGGGUAGCUGCGGCCUUGCUGUGUAUAGAUGAUAAAUGUAUAGAUAAAUGUGUUAAAUAUUGGAUUAAAACUCGUUGUCGUUCCUGUGGUCGGGGUCAGUAGACUGAUAAAUGGCUGACGCAUCAGAACUCCCUAAAAGCAAAGAAGAGAAGCAAGCUCCAGCUAAACCGGAGGAAGAAGACGACGUCAGCAGUGAGGAAGAGGAGACAGAAGACAUGGACUUCCUGCGUAACCUCUUCUCCAGGACUCUGGGUCUUGACUCAACAAACAAAGUUCUGGAUGAGCUGACUCUGGAAGGUGUGGCUCAAUACAUACAGAGCGGCAAAUGUAAAAAUAUCAUCUGCAUGGUUGGAGCAGGAAUAUCCACAUCGGCUGGAAUCCCAGAUUUCCGCUCACCAGAGACGGGUCUAUAUGCAAACCUGCAGAAAUAUAACCUGCCUUACCCAGAGGCCAUCUUCCAGAUAGAUUACUUUAAAAAACACCCAGAGCCAUUCUUUGCCUUGGCUAAGGAGCUUUACCCAGGACAGUUUAAGCCGACAAUCUGUCACUACUUCAUGAAGAUGUUAAAGGACCAGGGUUUGCUGAAACGCUGCUACACACAGAAUAUUGACACCCUGGAGCGAGUGGCUGGACUUGUAGGAGAUGAUCUAAUUGAAGCUCAUGGAACCUUUUACACAUCCCAUUGUGUGAGUUUCUGCUGCCACAGGGAGUACAACCUGGACUGGAUGAAAGAAAAAAUAUUUGCUGACGAUAUUCCCAAAUGUGAUAAGUGCAGCAGCUUGGUCAAACCAGAUAUAGUCUUCUUCGGUGAGAAUCUGCCUGCCCGGUUCUUCUCUUCAGUGAAGACGGAUUUCCCGCGCUGUGAUCUUCUCAUCAUCAUGGGGACCUCGCUGCAGGUCCAGCCAUUUGCAAGUCUUGUCAGCAGAGUUUCAAAAAGUUGCCCUAGACUGCUCAUUAACAUGGAGAGGGCAGGACAGGCUGAGCCUCUCCUCGGGUUACUUGGUUUUGGAGGUGGGAUGGACUUUGACUCAGACAAGGCUUACAGAGACGUGGCUCACAUCAGUUCAUGUGAUGACGGCUGUUUGGCUCUCGCUGACCUGCUGGGAUGGAAGGCAGAGCUGGAAGAACUGGUGAAGCAGGAACACGCCAGGAUCGACAGCCACGACAAAAAGGAGAAGGCCAGUGAGAGCAGCAACGCUGCAGCCAACAACAGCUCUGCAUCAGUGGCACCAGAGCCCACAAAGAAAGAGUAACUGAUUCAGCACUUCCUUUUUAAAGCCACUGCACCCUAACCCCAGAUUAUUAUAGUUUUGAAGGUUACAAGUGACAAGUGUCUGACACGCUUCAUUUUAAUCUGCUUGCAUUUGAUUCCUCAGAAUCUUGCUUUCAUUAUAUCAGCUGUUUGCACUUUACAACAGGAAUACUUUGCAUACUGGACUUUAUAAAUGUUUUUGCAUUAAGAUAAGAGAGAUGUACAGUAUGAAGAAAGAUAAACUUAAAAAAUGUUUUUUAUUUUGCAGUCUUUUCUAAAAUAUCAAUUAAAUAUGUGAAAAAUGUACAUGGAUUUCAGAUCAUGUGUCCAACUGAUGCAGUUUUGUCACAGCUACCGCGUGGAUCUGUGGAAGGGCAUUCAUUUCUCCAACAGCUUCAUCUGUUGAGUGAUUUGCGAACGUUUUUCAUAAUACAAAAUAAUGUAAUGAUCUAAUAUCUAUAAAAAAUGGUUUUUCACUUUUUUUUCAUCCAUAAAACUUCCUGAAAUGUACAAAAAAAAGUAUCUAUAGUAGUAACACCAGGGAAACCGAUUUUAUAUUAAACGUCUGCUGCUGUUUUAACUCAUUUCUAUUAUUUCUUCAACUCUAUGUUCAGAAGUCUCGGGGAUAUAAUGUCAUGUAACUGCACAUAAUGUACAAAACAUCAUAACUCUUUGCUGUCUGUGGUUCAAAGUUGAGUUUUGCCUUCUCAAAUGUAGGAUCUUUCCAACGUUUGAGAAGAAAAAACAGGCAAUACUGUGGUGCAGUGGCUAGCAAUGUUACCUCACAGCAAAGGUCACUGGUUUGGUCCCAGUUUUACUGAGGGCCUUUCAGUGUGGGGUUUGCAUGUGUGUGUUAAUUGGACAGUGGAUGUUUGCCCUGUGAUGGACUGGUGUGACCUGUCCAGCGUGUGCCCACAUCUUUUGUCCUAUGUCAGCUGGGAUUGGCUCCAGCUUCCCCUGCGUCCCUCAUGUGGAGGAUAAAGUGGUUGAAAUUGAGCGAUUGAGUGAUUUUUAUAGUAAACUUCAGAGAAAAAGACUUAAAAUGAGUCCCUCUGUGUUCAAUUUACCACCAUAAGCAACGUGUUUUAUUGAUUGUUCAUGCAGAUUACAAUCUAAUUGACACUAUUGUGAUACAAACUUAUCCCAUUUACUGAUUUUACAAUAGUAUAAUCAGCAUUGUUGCUGUGAUGGAGCAGGGUGACAUGAGGAGAAACAUGAGGAGAGCAAACUGCAGGCUACAUACCCACAGUGCAGUCGCAUGAGCAGCUGUCGAAACACACUGGCAGAUUUGCAUGUGACAGCACAGCUUCACUGCUGUAUGAGAAUACAGAAGAGCAUUUGUACUGGAAUGGCUUUUUGAUUGAUUGGUGAUGGUGGUUUCAACUGUAUCUGCUUGUAAGAGAAUAUGUAUGUGGUUUUUUUUCUUUCAAUUGAGACAAAAUAACACUGAACAUUAAUAUCUACAGUGUGGUGUAAACACAUUUUCUGCAAUAAAUGUACCCUCGUUAACGUGA
This is a messenger RNA of Solea solea (common sole), 2995 nucleotides long. It is a transcript of the gene sirt2, whose product is annotated as sirtuin 2 (silent mating type information regulation 2, homolog) 2 (S. cerevisiae). The transcript has 16 exons. Lineage: Eukaryota; Metazoa; Chordata; Actinopteri; Pleuronectiformes; Soleidae. The coding region runs from base 340 to 1482 and encodes 380 amino acids. Gene Ontology annotation, molecular function: NAD+ binding; histone deacetylase activity, NAD-dependent. The record is from RefSeq and is a predicted model, not a curated record.